Messenger RNA from Suricata suricatta (meerkat), 1649 nucleotides. RefSeq names its product solute carrier family 16 member 11 (gene SLC16A11). Gene Ontology annotation, biological process: monocarboxylic acid transport; transmembrane transport. The transcript is spliced from 5 exons. Lineage: Eukaryota; Metazoa; Chordata; Mammalia; Carnivora; Herpestidae. Gene Ontology annotation, molecular function: monocarboxylic acid transmembrane transporter activity. The record is from RefSeq and is a predicted model, not a curated record. The coding region runs from base 255 to 1604 and encodes 449 amino acids.
UCGAUCUUCGUGGGACUCAGAGUCCGGCCUCCCCCGCAGCUCAGCAGAUUGGCUGGCAGUCAGCUCCCCCGCCCUCCUUACCCUCGAGUCCCAGGUGGCGCAGGUCCCCAGUGGUGAGCUCUGUUUACCGAGAGAGCGGGUCCAGGUGGGGCUCCAUCUAGGCGCCCGCUCGCCACCCAGGAAGCGGGCAGAAAACCUGGCCAAGCCGAACUCGCCUCUCCCCUUCCCCCACCGCCCGGAGAGGUCGGACGGCGAUGACCCCCAAGCCUGCCGGCCCCCCGGACGGGGGCUGGGGCUGGGUGGUGGCGGCCGCAGCCUUCGCGGUGAAUGGGCUCUCCUACGGGUUGUUACGCUCGCUGGGCCUUGCUCUCCCCGACCUCGCGGAGCACUUUGACCGAAGCACUCAGGACACUGCGUGGGUCAGCGCCCUGGCCCUGGCGGUGCAGCAGGCAGCCAGCCCCGUGGGCAGCGCCCUGAGCACCCGCUGGGGGGCGCGCCCAGUGGUGAUGGUUGGGGGCGUCCUCACCUCGCUGGGCUUCGUCUUCUCCGCUUUCGCCCACAGUCUGCUGCACCUCUACCUUGGCCUGGGCGUCCUUGCUGGCUCCGGCUGGGCCCUGGUGUUCGCCCCUGCCCUGGGCACCCUGUCCCGUUACUUCUCCCGCCGUCGAGUCUUGGCCGUGGGGCUGGCGCUCACGGGCAACGGGGCCUCGUCGCUGCUCCUGGCGCCCACCCUGCAGUUCCUCCUUGAUACCUUCGGCUGGCGGGGCGCCCUGCUCCUCCUCGGCGCCAUCACCCUCCACCUCGCGCCCUGUGGCGCCCUUCUGCGACCCCUGGUGCUCCCUGGCGACCCCUUGGCUCCACCCCGCGGGCCCUUAGCUGCCCUCGGCCUGGGUCUCUUCGCGCGCCGGGCCUUCUCAAUUUUUGCUCUGGGCACAGCCCUGGUCGGGGGCGGCUACUUCGUCCCCUACGUGCACCUGGCCCCCCACGCUUUAGACCUGGGCCUGGGCGGGUACGGGGCAGCGCUGGUGGUGGCGGUGGCUGCGGUGGGGGACGCGGGCGCGCGGCUGAUCAGCGGCUGGCUGGCGGACCAGGGCUGGGUGCCCCUCUCGCGGCUUCUGUUGGUGUUUGCGGUCCUGACCGGGCUGGGGGUGCUGGCCGUGGGGCUGGUGCCCCUGGCGGGGAGCCAGGAGGGCUGCGGGGGGGCCCUGCUGGCCGCGGCGGGGGCCUACGGGCUGAGCGCCGGGAGCUACGCCCCGCUGGUUUUCGGCGUGCUCCCGGGGCUGGUGGGCGUCGGAGGUGUGGUACAGGCCACAGGGCUGGUGAUGAUGCUGAUGAGCCUCGGGGGGCUCCUGGGCCCUCCUCUGUCAGGCUUCCUAAGGGACGAGACGGGAGACUUCACCGCCUCCUUCCUCGCCUGCGGCUCUUUCAUCCUCUCAGGCAGCUUCAUCUACAUGGGGCUCCCCGGGGCGCUGCCCUCCUGCGGUCCAGCUCCAGCUCCGGGGCCGGCCCCCCCUCCCCCGGAGAGCGGGGAACUGCUUCCGGUUCUUCCGGUCGCCCUGCUCUCCUCCGAGAACCCCCAGUCCACUCGGGACACCACUUGUUGACGAUCUGCUUGAGCCACUCCCCCAAUAAAGAAUUUCUAUCCGGUU